UCAGUACCUACUUUAGUAGUUUCCAGUUAGUCGUGUUAGUACUAACUACUAUUGUUAAUAUUGUUAGUUUUUACGAUGUAAAUUAAUAUUAUUAAUAUUAUUAAUUAUACAUUUAAUUUUAAUUAUUUAAUUAUUAUAUGUUACCUUCACAUUUUAUUCAUUACGUGCGAAUUUUUUAUACAUACCUACAUACCUAUUAUGAUAGCUAAUGUCAUACGUUAUUGCAAUACAGCAAUAUUCAAUAAUUAACUCGACUAAUAAUUAAAAUUCCGUUGUGAAAUUACAGUUUGCAGGACUAAUAAUUAAAACUAAUAUUUACUGGAUUGUUUUUCAUUUUUGAGGUAAUUUUAUCUUAAGUUUAUGUUACAGCAUUGCAUAAUUAUGUUGUCCUAAUUAUUUUGAAAUUAAGAUUUUACAGAUAAACAGAAAUAAAAUGAAUAAUAAUAACUAUUAUUUGAAGAAAAAAGAUAUAAUUGUGAUAUUUGUUAAUUUAUUGGUGCUAUCCUUAGUCUUAUAUAUUUAUCAUGUUGUACACGAUUUGAAAGCUAUGCUUUCAAACGAACGGUUAUGCAUACUAAAAACAUCUUCAGAGACUUACUUAAAUGAAGGUGAUACAGACAACAUUUAUUUUGACUUUUCCAAAAUGAACAAUUUAAAGAUUAGACAUACCAGGUCAACCAAGUUUACUAAAUUUCAAAAUAUGUCCUUGUUCUACUUGGCUCAACCAAAUAUAGAUUUUGAACAAAAUGGUAGUAUCUUAGGACCAUGGAUUUUGUCAAAUAAAAGUUUACCAGUUGACUCGUAUCCUUCUUUAAAAUUAACUUCAAGAAGAACUUUAUUAGAAAUAGUUGACCAAGGACUUUAUUUAGUUAACAUUCAGGUAUAUUAUUUGUCAUCUGCUAUGAGGAACAGUUUUUCUAUCACAAAAGUAACAGCUGCUUUAAAUGAAACAUUGUCUGUAUGUAGUGCAGUGGGUGUCUCUGGAACAGAAAUCUCAUGUUUCACAUCGGUUGUAGAGUAUUUUAAACCUGGAGAAUCAAUUUUAAUUAGACUCAGAGAAAUGUCAUCUGGUAUAAACCUUAACCGUAAAGCUUCUCACACUUACCUUAGCUUUACUAAGCUAUUAUAAUAAUUUUAUCUCAAUAAUACUGUGAUCAAAAUGCCACUACUCUCAUAAUUUUUAGUAUAUAAUUUAAUUUGUAUUACUAUUAUUACAUUUUUUUUUUAAUAAUAAACAGUAUUAUUUUAAUGUUA
Molecule: messenger RNA, 1254 nt
Organism: Aphis gossypii (cotton aphid)
Lineage: Eukaryota; Metazoa; Arthropoda; Insecta; Hemiptera; Aphididae
Exons: 4
Coding region: 434-1129 (231 amino acids)
Molecular function (GO): protein binding
Source: RefSeq, a predicted model, not a curated record